Molecule: messenger RNA, 2129 nt
Organism: Branchiostoma floridae (Florida lancelet)
Lineage: Eukaryota; Metazoa; Chordata; Leptocardii; Amphioxiformes; Branchiostomatidae
Product: dystrophin-like
Exons: 16
Coding region: 150-2129 (659 amino acids)
Biological process (GO): synaptic signaling
Cellular component (GO): plasma membrane
Molecular function (GO): protein binding; zinc ion binding
Source: RefSeq, a predicted model, not a curated record
CUUCGCGACAUGCCGCAAUACGGUCCAUGCGUUCCUAGCGAAGAUGGCGUCCCUAGCGUCGAGGUUUCGGACUUGCAAGUUUAGGGGAAAAUUUUAGCAUAUAACUCAAUAUUUCUGCAUCUUAGGACCGAGUUCAACAUUUCAGCAAUAUGCCUAUAAUCAAAGAUCUUGAGGGAUCUACUGAAGGCUGGGACAGGUCUGAGACCAGCAAUGGAAUCCCGUAUUACGUCAAUCACCAGACAGAGAGGACACAAUGGGACCAUCCACUGCUGGCAGAGACUCUGGAACAGCUGGAUGGGCUGAACGACAUCAAGUAUGCUGCCUACAGAAUGGCCAUGAAACUACGAGCCGUACAGAAAAUAUGUGACUUGCACUUUGUAGACCUGAAGACGGUAGUGUCCGUCUUCGAGCGCCAUAAUCUCCGCGGCCAUCGGGACUCCGUCGUGGACGUCAUGGACCUGUAUGACAUCAUCAGCGACAUCUUCGUCAUGUCCAACAAGGAUAGGCCUGACUUCAUCGACAUUGAACUUGCCAGCGAUCUGACCCUGAACUGGAUCCUCAAUGUCUAUGACACGAACAGAACUGGCUGUAUCCGUGUCCCUUCUGUUAAGGUUGGGCUGGUGGUCCUGUGUUCUGGUCUACUGUCAGAAAAAUACACAUACCUGUUCCAGCUGUUCUCUGACCACAGUGGCAUGAUGAGCAGGAAGAGUCUGUCAGGUCUGCUGCAGGACAUGCUACAGAUGACAGAUCAGCUGUAUGAGAGGCCGUCCUUCGGCAGUGUGUCUGCUGGUGUAGCCAGCUGUUUGGAAGGGACGUUAGGAACCGGAGUAACAGAAGACCACUUCCUGCAGUGGCUGAUGGCUGAACCCCAGACAGUGGUGUGGCUCCCCACCCUACACAGGGUGGCGUCAGCAGAGAGUGUCAAACAUCAGGCCAAGUGUAACAUCUGUAAAGUCUGCCCUAUCCUUGGGUUCAGGUACCGGUGCCUGAAGUGCUAUAACUACGACCUGUGUCAGAACUGUUUCUUCGUGGGUCGGAGUUCAAGGUCACACAAACUCAGCCAUCCCAUCCAGGAGUACUGUACACAGACGUCGUCUAAAGAAGACGCCAAGGCCUUUGCCCGUACAGUCAGGAACAACGUUACCAAGAGGUACAAGAAGAAGAAAAACAAGUCCAACUUCCUACCUGUACAUGGAUACAGGGAGGAUGACACUGACAGCUUGGCCGAUACCCAGAGUGAGGCUGACAUGCAUGGCAUGCUGGGAAGACUGGCCACGCGACUAGCGGACAUGGAGAGUUCGUUGCCCCCGACGAAGGUGUCCCGGCCUCAGCAGACGUCUCCCAAACUCAUGCAGAGGCAAAGGCCGAGCCCCCCGGAGCAGGUGGUGGUGAACCUCGCUCCCGAGGAGCGCCUGGAACUGGAGGACAUCAUCCACGACCUUGAGGCGGAGAAGGACGACCUUCUGGACGACAUAAACGAGAUGAGGACCCAGCGCUCAGAGGCGGGGUCAGUCAUACAGGAUGAGCAGGAGAGGCUACAGGCACAGGUGGAGGUGUUGGAGUCUCACAACAGACAGCUGGAACUACAGCUGGAGAAGUACAGACUCAGGGUACAGAUGCAGGAGAGAAGUCCAGCAGCCCUCCCUCCCCCUCCCCAACCCCAGGUCCUCUCCCCUCCAUACCAACUACAGCCCCCUCUCUCCCUACCAUCCCUUCCCCCUCCCCCCAUGUACAACUACCCCACCCCCUCCUUCCAUUCCCCUCCCCACCCCCCUCAGCAGUACCCCUCCCCUAUCCGCCCCCCUCCCCCUCAGUAUCAGUCCACCCCAGGUCAAAGGCCGUACUGGCGGCCUCCAGAUAUCUCCCAGCAGCCUUUGGGAGAGGAGGAAGAGUACCAGGAUGAGGAAGCCGACCAAUCAGAAGACAUGUAUCAAGAUGAUGAUGAUGAUGAUGGAGCGUACCCCCUGGGUCCGGAGGCGACGUACCUGCCGGACGCGUCUCACCGCUUUCCUUCUGAGGAGGCAGAACUUGAGGACCUCGUCUCGAGGGUCAAGGAUGCCUUUCCCAAGAACAUGUCUUACAGUAGGUUGUCCUGUGUUUGGUCUCAAUACUUGGGUUUUUGCACUUGA